GUAAGCUAUGCAGGCUCUACUGUGUAUACUGUGUAUUCAUAAUAACAGCCCAGGUCGUAGAUCAGAAUCAUCGCGUUAUGGAUUGGUGGAUCAAUGCAGUAAUCGCCGAGAUUGGCGGUUGUCGUGACCUUAUUGAACACAUUACUACGCAAUGGCAUACACUCUUACAAAGUCGAUCAACAACAACAACAACACUCGAUUCCACCACCUUAUCCUUAUUGCCACGAUCGAAAGGCAUUUUGUUGCAUGGCAAACCCGGCACGGGUAAAACUGCCAUGGCAAUGGCCAUUGCAAAAUACUCUAAAAUACCAUACCACGUGGUGAACGGACCUGACAUCUUUAUGAGUGAACAGGGCGCAAGUGAAUCCAAAUUAUUGCGCGUAUUCAAUGACAUAAGACAGAACAGUAUUGUUAUUGUGGAUGAGAUCGACUUGCUGGCUGGAUCAUUGAAAGGCAAAAAGGGCGACUUGGAUGUUCGGAUAGCGUCUACUUUGUUAUCCAUUCUGGAUCGGCUGAAUCAGCAUCCACUUUGUCCUUUUAUUUACAUUAUUGGGUUGACUAGUCGAUUACAUGCGAUGGAUGGCAGUUUUCUUCGCGCUGGCCGGCUUGAUGACGUCCACGAGGUGGUCAUUAAAACGUCCCAGGCACGACGUGAAAUUCUGGAAAUCAUGGCACAACGAAUACCGUUUGCAUCGGACACGGAUCGGAGCCUAGUGCUCGGACAAGUUGCUCAAGUAACACAUGGAUUUGUCCCGAGCGAUCUGCAAAGCCUGUGCACGCAGGUCGUGUUACAACUGAUUCAUCAAAAAGUCAAUGUUGCUUCCUCGGAGCAUUUUGAAAAUGCUCUCAGGGUUGUACGACCCUCAAAUAUGAGCGAAUAUGCUUCCAAGAUACCCCGCGUUCGCUUUGCCGACUUAUUUGGCGUCGAAUCGAUCAUUCAAGAAAUAAAAACAUCAGUGAUUUACCCGUUCCAUAAUCCAGACAAAUACACUGCCUUGGGCAUUGCACCACCGCGAGGCAUCAUGGUCUAUGGCCCUCCAGGGUGUGGCAAAACCAUGUUGUGUUGCGCUCUAGCGUCAGAGACAGGUGUCAAUUUCAUGUUUGUCGAGAGCUCUCAAGUACGAUCCAAAGUCGUAGGUGAAUCUGAGAGCAAUCUCGCCAAACUGUUUGCGCAUGCAAGAGCCAAUGCACCGUGUAUUCUAUUUAUUGACCAAAUCGACAUGUUGUUGCCAAAGCGAGGAACAAGUUCCAGUUCAGAAAACACAAGCGAUCGUAUUGUUACAUCCUUUUUGACAGCAAUGGAUGGAUUAUUGACCAAAAGUAACACGAACAAUGUACAAAUCGAUGUACUCGUGGUUGGAGCUACGAAUCGGAUUGAGGCAAUUGAUCCAGCUGUCCUGCGCCCUGGUCGUUUCGAUGAACAUAUACACGUCCAACGACCAAACCAAAAGCAACGACUAGCCAUUAUCGAAGGUCUCUGUGCGAAAAUGCCAACUGUUUUAACCGAGGAGGAACGAAUUCAUUUAGCCACGGAAACAGAUCGAUGGACAGGUGCCUCUUUGGAUAAUUUGUUUCGGGAAGCUGCCAUGGUUAGUUUGCGUGAAAGUGUUCAAAGUAGCCAGAUUACAUCAGCACAUAUACAGAAAGCACGGGAUUCUGUACAAAGCCUGGUUUCAUAAAGUUAACAAUCCCUUUUUAAUCAACCGAACACUAUCGAGCUACCUCUGUAUGCGUGGACGUUAAAGCCACCACAGCUAUCGUUCAUAAACUGUUUAUUAUUAAUGGAUUAGAAUUAUCUGCUAAAUUGUCUAUGGUCUAUUAUAUUGUUGUUGUACCGCACACUAUGUAAGCUUGUCUCUUUUGCAUGCUCUAUGGUAAUA
Zychaea mexicana is the source of this 1880-nucleotide messenger RNA. RefSeq names its product P-loop containing nucleoside triphosphate hydrolase protein. The transcript has 12 exons. The coding region runs from base 78 to 1679 and encodes 533 amino acids. Lineage: Eukaryota; Fungi; Mucoromycota; Mucoromycetes; Mucorales; Lichtheimiaceae. Gene Ontology annotation, cellular component: cytoplasm. Gene Ontology annotation, molecular function: ATP binding; ATP hydrolysis activity. The record is from RefSeq and is a predicted model, not a curated record.